This is a messenger RNA of Hermetia illucens (black soldier fly), 1319 nucleotides long. Its product is annotated as odorant receptor 33a-like. Gene Ontology annotation, molecular function: olfactory receptor activity; odorant binding. The record is from RefSeq and is a predicted model, not a curated record. The coding region runs from base 23 to 1174 and encodes 383 amino acids. Lineage: Eukaryota; Metazoa; Arthropoda; Insecta; Diptera; Stratiomyidae. Gene Ontology annotation, biological process: sensory perception of smell; detection of chemical stimulus involved in sensory perception of smell. Gene Ontology annotation, cellular component: plasma membrane. The transcript is spliced from 3 exons.
UUCACUUUGAAAAGUAUUCAAAAUGGUGGACAGUGUAUUUUGCAGAAAAGUAAAAACCGUACGCUUUUUGGACAAGUUGUGGUAUUUUGCGCGUAUACAUGGCUAUUUUGCAAGUCAGAACUACAAUUUCUGGCAAAUUAUAAUUGUGGCCUACGUCAUCCUCGUACCGAACUUCGUAACAAUAAUUUCCUUUGAGUUUCAGCUGCCCUUCAUCCGUGACAUGGAGCAGUUGUCUGAGAAUUUUUAUAUGAACAUGUCAGUCCUGACUUGCUGUUCCAAGUUUCUAAUUAUCCUGAAAAUGCGUCCCAAGUUGAUUAGCAUCAAUGACCUCUUUGGCAAACUGGACAACGUGGGAUUGACAGCACAACAGAGUGAUAAAUUGCAAAAGGAAAUAUUGAACUGUAAUCGAUUGACGACCUUUGUCACUUUUUGGUAUUGGUUGGUGUCGACUACCACGGCCUUUAAUGCAAGCCUAUCUAAUGGCAAAAUACUCAUGUUUAAUGUUUGGACCCCUUACGACUUCCAACAGUCUCCCUGGGUAUACUGGAUAACGCUUUUAUUCCAGUACAGCUGCUUUAUCAUUGUGGCCACACAGAAUAUGACAAACGAUCUGAUCGGUCCUUUGUAUUUUAUAAUGCUCAGGGCUCACCUUCAAAUUUUAAUUGAACGAAUACAGAAUAUCGGAUGGGAUCCCAUGAAAACGCAAGAUGAAAACUACGAGGAUUUAGUAAACUCUAUUAAGGAUCACAAGAUAAUAAUGAACAUUUACAAUAUAUUGCAAAACCUUAUUUCCCUAACGAUUUUCAUCCAAUUCGCGGACACAGCCAUCGUGACGGCAAUGCAGCUUCUCAUAAUACUUUUCUAUGCAGUGAACUUUUCGCAAAUCAUAAUGCUGAUGGUAUCAUCGUUAGCUUCCAUCAUUGAAAUCUUAAUCUGUUGCUACUUCGCUGACAGUUUCACAGAAGUAACAAACAAUUUGGUGAAUGCAAUUUAUUCUGCAAAUAUUUUCGAUCAAUCAAGGAAUUUUCAAAGAACUGCAAUCAUCUUCAUGCAAAUGACACAGGAGUCAAAAGUGGUUCUUGCUGGGAAAGUUCUACCGAUAACAUUGGUCACAUUCGCAUCGAUUAUGAAAACUUCGUACUCACUACUGACCCUAGCUAACCAUAUGCGUUGAUCUUCAUGAACCAGAUACAAUAAAAAAACUGAACGCUAGUAAUUUGCACGACGCUAUCUAGAUCUAUCAAAUAUUACAGUCUCUUGAAAGCACUGUCCUUGAUACAAAUGUAUACUUUAACCUAUUGUUUAUUAAAUGCUUAAUG